GGGAGACCCGGAGCUCAGACACAGAAAACCAUCCGAAGCAGAAAUGGUGCGGAUUAGGAUCUUUCUCCGUUUUGCCUUUGCAGCGGCUCUUACACUGAGAGUUUUCGGGCAGGUCCCUAAACCACAAAAUGUGAAAAUACACUCGGUCAACUUCAAGCACGUGCUUCAGUGGGACCCAGUUGUUUGCCGCAAAGGGAAUAUCUCCUAUUCAGUUGGGUAUCAAAGCUCCUACUCCCAUUUUUAUGAAAAGGAUGAACCCUUUGAAAAAAGCUGCACUAACAUCAACACCACACAAUGUGACUUGUCAAACGCACUGGCCGACGAGAUCAGUUAUUGGUUACACGUAAGAGCUAAAUGUAAGAGCAGGACAUCUAAGUGGGCAGCUGUCGAAGACUUUCAACCUUUCCGAGACACCUUGAUCGGACCUCCCCCAAACUUCAAUGUAAAAGUAAAGUUGGAUAUGCUUGAUGUCCUCUUUGCUGAACCGAUGAAGGAGAAUUCUCAACGGACGAUGCGCAGCUACUAUACAUCAAUGGCUUUCAAGAUAUCCUACUGGAAAAAUACUGACCCAAAAAAGAUCCUAAACGUUGUUGCUGAAGCGCCGAUGAAGAGGCUCAAUAAUCUUGAGCCCCGGACUGAGUACUGCCUGCAAGUUUCAUGUAUUGACAAAGAAACAAAUAUCACAGGACUCCCCAGUCGAAUAGUGUGUGCAACCACAAUGGAUGAUGAUAAAAUUCCGCUGUGGAUGACCAUGGUAGUACUUCUGAUAUCACUUGCGGUUGUCUUCAUAAUGGUGAUGGGAGUGUUCAGUACAGUCAUUUGCAGCUACAGAACUAUCAGAUAUGCCUUCUACCCGUCCUACAGCCUCCCUGAACACAUCAAAGAGAAGAUGUCGCUGAGUUCUCUACUAAUGCUACCCGACAGCCAGAACUCGGAGGAAGAAUUCUUUGACAAACUUAGCAUUGUUUCAGACUUCAAGAAAGAGUCCAGCAAGAAAAACGACGAUAUGAGCGCAAAUCCUGAGCAGCUUUGGAAGUAUCCCUCCGAGGAGAACAAACUAAUGCCAGAGGACAAACAAGAACCCUGUGCUAACACUAACAACCCUUACGGAAACUUGCAGACUCUCAUGAACAGCGCAGCUUAGACUGAAAGCUGCCGAACUGUGAAGAUGUCACUUCCAAUGAUUUGUUUUGUCAUUUUUCUUUAUGUCAAUGGAUUUGGCUGGUUUCCAAGGAUGAAUUCCUGAAUUUUUAAACUGCUGUCCACCUAAAAAUUGUCUCGCAAAGUGUUGUGCUUUCUGAUGAUAUGACGGCUUUUAAAUAUGAUGCAUUUCCAUUUUCCUUAUUAAAGACUGGAAACCACUACA
Callorhinchus milii (elephant shark) is the source of this 1366-nucleotide messenger RNA. Its product is annotated as interleukin-10 receptor subunit beta-like. The transcript is spliced from 7 exons. Lineage: Eukaryota; Metazoa; Chordata; Chondrichthyes; Chimaeriformes; Callorhinchidae. Gene Ontology annotation, molecular function: protein binding. Bases 44 to 1144 code for a protein of 366 amino acids. The record is from RefSeq and is a predicted model, not a curated record.